Molecule: messenger RNA, 1462 nt
Organism: Clupea harengus (Atlantic herring)
Lineage: Eukaryota; Metazoa; Chordata; Actinopteri; Clupeiformes; Clupeidae
Gene: crybb1l2
Product: crystallin, beta B1, like 2
Biological process (GO): visual perception; lens development in camera-type eye
Molecular function (GO): structural constituent of eye lens
Source: RefSeq, a predicted model, not a curated record
GUCUCUUUCUCUUUCUGGCAAGUGUCUUUAUGGUGGCCAAGGUUCAAGGUUCAAACCUAGUUGAUUGUCAAAUGUUUGGCUUUGGGGGAGCUAGAGUAUUGAAAUUAAACAUUUGUAUUCUUUUGUUCUGUUAUUGUAAGUCCUACAUGGAAAAGUCUUAUUUGAGUGGGUUUGGUCUUGAAAUGGUUGAGGGUCUUUUGGAUGAAGUCUUGUUUCUGUGAAGGCGUUGGUCUCACCUGGGCAUGGUUACAAGUUCGUUUUGGUCCCAACAGGGACAGGCUGGGAGUGGGUAAACCAGGCUUGAUUUGAAGAAAAGUGUAAAAAAAAAAUGUUAAACACAAUACAUUUCCUUUUCUUUCCUUCCAUCAUCUAUAACUCCUCCUCUCCUCCAUACCUUUCAUGCAUCCUCUGUCCACUCAACCACCCCCCCCCCCCUCCCCCCUCUCUCUUUGAUGAUGGGGUGAAUUCUAUUCUUUGGCUACUGUGAGCUCAGCGGGUUUGUUUCUCUCCCCCUAAUCCCUCCGUGCAGAGCGCCAGCGUAUAAAAGCAUGGCGGCCCCCGAACCUUCACUCACACACAGUCACAGAGCGAUUGAGCACCUACUCCCCUUCACACAGAGAGUCACCAUGUCUUCCAGCGGAGAAAAGUCCAAGGCUGCUUCCCAGACUGAUGGGAAGGCCGCCCAGGGCAGGGGUCAGAGGUCAGAGACAGGAAGUUCCUACAAGAUGUGUGUGUUUGACCAGGAAAACUUCCAGGGCCGCUGUAUCGAGAUCACUAAUGAGUGUAUGAAUGUGUGUGACAUGGGCAUGGAUAGAGUGCGCUCCCUGCGUGUGGACUGUGGCCCUUUUGUGGGCUUCGAGCAGAUGAACUUCUGUGGUGAGAUGUACAUCCUUGAGAAGGGAGAGUACCCCCGUUGGGACGCCUGGAGCAACUGCCAGAAGAACGACUACCUGCUCUCCUUCAGGCCCGUCAAGAUGGACCCUGAGAAGCACAAGAUCUGUCUGUACGAGGUUGGAGAGUUCAAGGGUCGUAAGAUGGAGAUCAUUGAUGAUGACGUGCCCAGCCUGUUUGCUUAUGGUUUUACUGACAGAGUCGGCAGCAUCAUGGUCAGCUGUGGAACCUUUGUGGGCUACCAGUUCCCUGGUUACCGUGGUAGCCAGUACCUGCUGGAGAAGGGUGAAUUCAGGCACUUCAACGAGUACGGCGCCCGCUGUCCCCAGUUCCAGUCCGUGCGCCGCAUCCGUGACAUGCAGUGGCACCAGGAGGGCUGCUACACCAUGACCAGCAACGUUAAAAAGUGAAGCAACCGAUAUGAAGAGGCCAUCGGCUGUGAGAUUGGUCAGAGGUGAUGAUUGGCAGGCAAGGGACACUUUUGGGGAGGGGGGUGGGGCAGGGUUUUCUGCACCGCCUGUAAACAAAACCCACUCCCUUUUCAAUCAGUAAUAAAAAUCAACACCAAUGA